This is a messenger RNA of Mauremys mutica (yellowpond turtle), 1528 nucleotides long. Its product is annotated as suppressor of cytokine signaling 1-like. The transcript is spliced from 3 exons. Gene Ontology annotation, molecular function: 1-phosphatidylinositol-3-kinase regulator activity. Gene Ontology annotation, cellular component: phosphatidylinositol 3-kinase complex. Gene Ontology annotation, biological process: phosphatidylinositol phosphate biosynthetic process. The record is from RefSeq and is a predicted model, not a curated record. NCBI's taxonomy places the organism in Eukaryota, Metazoa, Chordata, Testudines, Geoemydidae. The coding region runs from base 430 to 942 and encodes 170 amino acids.
GGGUUUCCAGCCGCACUUUUGCACCUGGGCAACUAUUUGGGACCUACUUAGGAAACGGGGGCGGGAGAGAGGGACACCCCCUCUGCCUCUUGUCCUGGAGAGAGCAUCUUCUUCCCUUGUUUGCAAACCCGAGGCGCCCUAGCCCCCAUCCCUCCUCCCGGCCCCCGGCACGGGCGAGCCAGCAGGAGGACUUGGCGUGCAUCCCUGGCCCAAGUGCACGGGCUGGCCCCCGCCUCCAGUGAGAAGCUAUUCUUGCUUGGGGCUUUGCAAAAGUUAGGAAGUGCUGUGCUGGAACUCUUGGAAAUGGAUAUUCCUGGGCCUUAUGUCCAAAAGCUUAUCCCAAUGGAUGGCAAAUUGAAAGAGGCUGGAUGCAAAGAAGAAAGUGUAUUAAAGAUAACAUCUUUCUGGGAUCCAUGGGCCCUUUGAGAGAUGAUCAGAGGGAGGCCGGAUGAUCUACUGAACGCACACAACAACCUUUCUCUUCCACAAAGGCAGCAUCAGAGAACUCCCCACGCUCCAGCUCCAUCCAGUUUACCCACUCAUUACCGGGCCUUCCGCAGCUGUGAGUGGGAGGUAGUGGAGCGAUCGCUUAAUAUCUUGCAGGCCAGUGACUUCUACUGGGGUCCCUUAUCUGUGAGUGAAGCACACGCCAAGCUACAGCAGGAGCCGGUGGGGACCUAUCUGGUGCGGGACAGCUCUCAGGGGAACUGCCUCUUCAGUGUGAGUGUUCGGAUGCCAGCCGGCCCAGUCAGCCUCCGGAUCUCCUUCCGGGAGGGCUACUUCUGGCUGAAGGACUGGUUCUCAGACUGCGUAGUUAGGCUGCUGGAAAUGGUCGUGGCAGGAACCCAGGCCAACCCCAUCCACUGUGAUGAAAUGGGGGGAACCCCCUUGGUGUUCUCUGAACCCCUCUGCAGGAACCACAGAGUUGUGCCCAAGUUGUAGGAACUUUGCGUCAAAGCCUGGGAGCUUACAAUGGGACAAGGAAGGAAGGUCAGAGAUUGGAAGAGGUACAUGGGAGCGGCAGUUACUUUUCAGUGUGGAAAGGAACAAGGCAUAAUAUCACCUGGAAUCCACUGCCUAUACAGAGAGGGAGACAGCUGCAUACAUUUGGCAGGCAAAACUGAGCGAAUGUGACACGCUAACUGAAUGUGCCACUGUCGUUGGGUUGUACUUUUCCUUGGGGUAGGAGUGGGGGGAUAGCUUAAACCUGCUGACUACGGGAGCCAUGUCCUCCUGAGGUAAAGGUGUGUAGUUUCUCCCUGUGGCAGAGUAGAACUGCCCCAAUCCAGCACUUUUUAUUCCAGUUGUGAUGCAUAAGCUUCAGAAACAUGGGCAUUGCCUGUCCUCCCAGCACACCCCUCUUCUUCCUGUAUUCCAAAGUGCCUAAGCUAUUUCUUGCUGAAAAAUCUCUCCUCGUGGAAAGGUCCAGUUGAAUUUCAAAGACUUUGACAAGCUCCGAUUCAGUGUCAUCAGGAAUUGUACACUGAUCUCUGAUACCAAAGGUGUGUGUGUGUGUGUGUGUGUGUGU